UAAUUGCCCAAGGAGCACUGAUCCGCUUGGGAGUUCAGACUUCUACUACUAUCUCAUGCUGGAUAUUUGACAAGAGAACUAAAAGUCAAUCAACAAAUACACCUAAUAAAACCAAACUCCAGCAAUUCAAGCAACGAUUUCAUCAACCGUUCGGAAAGCAACGAAAACCAGACAAAAUGGCAAGGAGAAUGGCGGGCUAGGUGUUUUUGAAUUAUAUUUUGUAAUCGAUUACGAUUAAUGGGUUCAUGCGUCCAAUGAAUCCACCAGUCCAACCAAAGUCCAACACAGAGGUGAGGUCGGAACCCGACUUAAGUUCGAGUUCGUAUGUAAUUCAAGAGAAGCAACAUGCUCUGUGUUAAGAGUUGUUCAUCAAGCUUUUGAUAAGGAUGUCGACCCAAUUCCUUUACCAUGGCUACUCUCCUUCCAAGUUUUUCUUGCCGUCAAGGAUCAUCCCAAAUUCACAGCUUCUUGAUCAAGUCUGGUUUUGAGUCUGAUAUCUUUGUUUCGACUGCCAUGAUUGACGUCUAUGCAAAAUGUGGGUUUAUGUUCUCAGCCCGUCGCGUCUUUGACGAGAUACCCGAAAGAAACCUCAUUUCAUGGAAUUCAAUGAUGCGGGGCCAUGCUCAGAAUGGAGAUGCAAAAAAAUCAAUGCAGCUAUUUGUAGAGAUGCGGAUAUCUGGAGGGCUUGAACCUGAUUCAUUCUCAGUUGUAACUGCACUUAGAUGCUGCGCCAGCUUGGUCUCAUUGGGACAAGGGAUGGAGAUACAUGGCUAUGUAUAUAGAAGUGGUUUAGAGAGGAUUCUUAUUGUUGGUAAUGGACUUGUUGAUAUGUAUGGUAAAUGUGGAGCUCUAGAGCUUGCAGAGAGGGUCUUUUAUCAGAUGCAGAAAAAGGAUGUAAGCUCAUGGACUGCACUCAUUAUCUGCUAUGGGUUGAAUGGUCAAGGAGCCAAAGCCAUUUCUCUCUUUGAAAAAAUGAAGAAGACAAGAGCGGUCAGCCCCAACUCUGUAACAUUAAUAGCUGUCCUCUCAGCUUGCAGCCAUUCCUGCUUAAUAGAAGAAGGGUUUGGAUAUUUCAGAGACAUGUCUGUUGACUUUGGUAUAGAACCCACAAUGAUUCACUACCUCUGCAUGGUAGAUAUGCUGGGAAGAGCAGGUUUUUUUCAAGAAGCUUUGAAGUUCAUUAGUGAGAUGCCUUUCCAAGCAAAUGCUCAAAUAUGGGAAGCAUUACUUGGACCUGCAACAAUUCAAGGGGACAGAAAGGUAGCAGAGAUGGCUGCAAAACGCCUUGUUGAGUUAGAACCUGAAAAUCCUGAUCUUCAUGUACAGCUGGCAAACAUCUAUGCAAAAGCAGGUCAGUGGGAAGAUGUUGCAAAGAUCAGAGGAAGGAUGAAUGCCAUGAGGCUUCAGAAGAUCACUGGAAAAAGCUUGGUGAAGGUUGUUAAGUAGGAGUAAAGCUCUAAAUACAUAUACCCCCUAUUAGUAUUAAAUAUCUAAAUUUGGCAUUACAUAUUAGCAGUCUCUACGUCUCAGAUGUGUAUCGAGUUUCACAAAGAAGACCCUGACAAUUGCGUAACCCAUAGGUGCAGCCGUGCAGGUAUGUUAAUAGCACUAGAAUCAAGAGUUCAAAUUCGACUGGAGCAAGUAAACCAGAUGGUUUACAGAUCCAGGGGGACAAUGUUGUACCAAUGAUUGAAAUAAUCUUGAUCUUUUUGUUGCAUUUUUGUUGCAUCAAAGUUUCUUCGA
This is a messenger RNA of Nelumbo nucifera (sacred lotus), 1743 nucleotides long. Lineage: Eukaryota; Viridiplantae; Streptophyta; Magnoliopsida; Proteales; Nelumbonaceae. The record is from RefSeq and is a predicted model, not a curated record.